Messenger RNA from Trichoderma asperellum CBS 433.97, 1059 nucleotides. RefSeq lists its product as uncharacterized. The record is from RefSeq and is a predicted model, not a curated record. Gene Ontology annotation, cellular component: fungal-type vacuole membrane. NCBI's taxonomy places the organism in Eukaryota, Fungi, Ascomycota, Sordariomycetes, Hypocreales, Hypocreaceae.
AUGUCCGACAAGCAAGAUACCGAGAACGCUGAGGUCUACCAGACCGAGAGCCGAGUCGAACAGCCGACCGUGCCCGCAGCUGCGCCCAAGAAGAAGGGAUUUUUGGCCCAUCUGAAGCGCUUUUGGUGGGCAUAUCUGCUCGUUCUGAUAUGCGGAGUUGUCCUGGCGGUCUGCCUCACCAUCUUCGUUGGAGUUCCCAAGAUCGCCCAGCAAAAGGUCAACGAUGCCAAGCUAGAAAUCCAGGGCGUCAAUGUCAUCAACACCAAGCCUAACAGCAUCACCCUGCAAAUCAACUCCACCAUUACCACCGAUGGCUCCAUCAAGGCCAACAUCGAUGCUUUUGACGGUGUCAUGUACCUUGAGGAUCUCCCUGGCCAGACACCUUUCCUCAACAUCUCCUUCCCCGCAACCAACGGCGACAAGCACCAGUUGGUCAACAUCAGCCAGGACAUUACGAUUGAAGACCAUGACGCCUUCAACACCUUCAACAUUUGGUUCGCCGCUAAUCAGACUCUCAACGUCACCGUGUAUGGAAAGACCAAGGUCAAGCCGUCUGGUCUGUCCAAGAAAUUUGGUGUUACCUUCAAGAAGACCAUCAACAUGAACGGUCUGAAUCUGUUCAACGGCACCACGGUAUCCGACGGAAAGAUUGAUAUCAGCGCAAAGAAGGGUCAGCCGAAUUUCAAGGCCACCGCCGAUAUCCCUAAUGCCUCUUAUUUCACUCUUGAAAUUGGCAACGCCACCUUUACCAACUUUAUUGACAACACCAACAUUGGUAAUCUUACCAUCCCCAACCUUCUGCUUGUCCCUGGCAGCAACAAGGUCCCUAUUACCGCCGAUCUCGAUCAGGUUGCUGUACUUGAGGAAGUUCAAACCCCCAAGUACUGCAAGACUGGAAUCAUCCCUGUCAAGCUCAAGGGCGCCGCCGUUGUCAACGAUGGCCAGACACUCCAGUACUUCCUUGAUGGCUUGUCUGCCAACAACGAGACCGUCCCCAUGGACAUUGGCAGCAUUAUCAAGAGCUCGCUCGGCACUACUGUCAGCUGUCCCAAGUCUUAA